Molecule: messenger RNA, 1485 nt
Organism: Clavispora lusitaniae ATCC 42720
Lineage: Eukaryota; Fungi; Ascomycota; Pichiomycetes; Serinales; Metschnikowiaceae
Gene: OGG1
Product: 8-oxoguanine glycosylase
Biological process (GO): base-excision repair, AP site formation; nucleotide-excision repair; base-excision repair
Cellular component (GO): nucleus
Molecular function (GO): 8-oxo-7,8-dihydroguanine DNA N-glycosylase activity; damaged DNA binding
Source: RefSeq, a predicted model, not a curated record
AUGGCCGACCUCGUGUGGAGAAAGAUUCCAAUCACGCCCGCAGAGCUUUCGCUUGCCGCCGUUUUGCGCUGUGGCCAAACGUUCCGCUGGAAAAACGUCAACUCCGUCUGGAGCUUUUCCACCAACGACCGGGUGGUUUUGCUCAAGCAGGACGAUGCUCAUCUCCACUACGCCAGUAUCAUGGGAAACGCAUCCACAAGAGGCGGCGGAGAUGUCAGUGGAGCAAGGAGCGCAAGGAAUUCCCCAACAGACAACAAAAACUCCAUAGACGGAGCACAAAACGAUAAUUCCCCGCCAGUCGAAAACAUCAAGAACGAGAGCCAAGACUCCACGCUCGCCUUCAUCCACGACUACUUCAACUUGCACGUGUCUCUCUCCGAGCUCUAUGCCCACUGGACUGCGGUGGAGACCCAGGCCCGCGGCAAGUGCACUUCUUUUGCCCAGUUCCCCGGCAUCCGCAUCUUGCGCCAGGACCCGUGGGAGACGGUGGUGCUGUUCAUCUGUCUGUCCAACAACAACGUCAAGCGGAUCUCGAAAAUGUGCGAUGCUCUUUGCGCCGAGUACGGCCGGUUUCUCGCGCGUCAUGACGGCAUCGACUAUUUUUCGUUUCCCGGGCCGCAAGUGUUGUCUCUGCCUGAGGUAGAAGGUCGUCUCCGCGAGUUGGGCUUUGGCUACAGAGCCAAGUACAUUGCGUCGACCGCCAAGAUGUUUGCCGACAGCAAGUGGCCGCACAUCUCGUUGGAGCGGCUCGAGUCGCUCCGCACCAAGCCGUUUGCCGAGGCGCACGAGUUUUUGCUUCAGCUCACGGGCGUGGGGCCAAAAGUCGCCGACUGCAUCUGCCUAAUGGCUCUUGACAAACACGACGUCGUUCCGGUGGACACCCAUGUCUUGCAGAUCGCUGUACGCGACUACAAGUACCGUGGGCCGCGUACAAUGAACAAGAAGACGUACGAGGCUGUGCGGGGACACCUUGCGGACCUUUUCGGAGAGUAUGCGGGCUGGGCGCAGCUGGUGAUGUUUGCGGCCGAUCUUGCGGACUUGAACAACGGCGUCAACGAGGUGGAGGGCCAACGUGUGCGUCAUACGGUGGAGAAGCAGGUGGAGAAGAAGGUGGAGAAGAAGGUCAAGCUGAAGAAGACAAAGGAGGCGCCAGCCAAGAGCGAAACUGUCACACACGUCAAAAUAGAGCAGGUACAAGAAAACUCGGAAGUCGACGUGCUAGAAAAGAAAGAGUCACUUCUGGAAAAAUCGGAGGUGAUUGUCAAAGAAAAGAAGGGAAUCGUGGAAGUCAAGGAAGAGACAGACACAUUCCAGCAAGAAUCUGUCAAGACCAACAUACAUGUACUUCAAGAAAUAAGUCUGAACGAGUCUCAGGUUUCGGUUCCUACAAAGAGAUCGAAUGUGGAUCCAGAGACGGGUAAGGUGAAGACAGAGGCGAGAGGACCAGUGAGCCGUCUCAAGAGGGUAAAAGUGGAACUGGCCUAA